Messenger RNA from Lolium perenne, 1683 nucleotides. RefSeq lists its product as uncharacterized. Gene Ontology annotation, molecular function: peptidase activity. Gene Ontology annotation, biological process: protein modification by small protein removal. The record is from RefSeq and is a predicted model, not a curated record. NCBI's taxonomy places the organism in Eukaryota, Viridiplantae, Streptophyta, Magnoliopsida, Poales, Poaceae.
CGGGUCGGGGUCCAACAAGAGGCUUAACUCGAUUAUUAUUCCGCUUGGCUCCCCCUCUCCAUCAGAGUCCUCUGCACUCCACGCCACGCCACGCAGAUAUAGGAGGAGGAGAGGAGAUACUCCUGCGCAAGAAAGAAGUUGAAGGGGGGAGAGAGAGAGAGAGUCAUUAUCCAGUACUGAAUCCUGAAUCCCGCUUGCUUUUUAUUCCAGGGCACUGCUCCCCGACGGGUUUCCUUGCCCCGUCUGUUCGUGAUCCAAAACCCCGACGAGCUCGCUCGCCUGGUCCUGCUGUUACGCCCGCCUCCAGGACAUGGCCAAGCCACGGCGGAGCAGAUUCUCCUUUGCUGGGUGGGGCGGCUGCUUCGGAGGCAAAGCUCGGGGGAAGGUGCUAGCCGAGGAAGAGUACCCGGUGAAGCUCCACAUCUACGAUCUCAGCCAGGGGAUGGCGCGGCAGCUCUCGACGACAGGCCUCGGCAAGCCUAUCGACGCAAUCUGGCAUACAGGGGUGGUGGUUUAUGGCAAAGAGUAUUACUUUGGUGGAGGCAUCCAACAAGAUAACCCUAGAAGAACACCAUACGGGACCCCUGUCCGAGUAGAAGAUUUCGGGGUCACACAUGUUGCCAAGGAGGCCUUUGAGGACUUCCUGCUGGAGAUUGGGCCGCGCUACACUCCUGAGACCUAUAGUAUCCUCAACAACAACUGCAACCACUUCAGCAAUGAGGCGGUGAAGUUCCUUGUUAGUUCCACGGUUCCAGCUUACAUCCUCGACCAGCCUAAAGAAGCGAUGAACACCCCGAUUGGUGCCUUGAUACUGCCGAUGAUUCAGGGGCUGGAGACAACAUUGAGAGCUGGAGUUGCUCCCCAGCCUUCCCAGUUUGUGCCUGCUCCUGCAGCAGCGAUGCAAACACAGCCAUCCUCAGAUAAAAUUCAGAUCCAGUCGAAAUCAGUCGAUGCUGACAAAACAGGUGAUGGCAAGAAAACUGGCGAUGGCAAUGAGAUCAUCCCACCUACGGCGCAACCUACUCCAGAAGCAGAGAAGCAGGAGCAACCUUCCAUGAAUAGCGUCAAGAGCCAGUCGAGAUCAAUCUCUGCUGACAAAACAAGCAUUGCGAAAGCAAUGGAUGAUGACAGCGGGAUUAUUCCACCAACAGCACAACCUGAUCCGACAACAGCAAAGCAGACAGAACCUACCUCUGAUAGCAUUCAGAUCCAGACAACGGAAGAUGAAAGUGGGGUCAUCAUCCCACCCGCUGUGCAACCAGUAGCAGAAGCAGCAACGGUGGCACAGGACCCCCUCGUGGUGGCAAAGAACCAGGUGCAAGAAGAGAUAAAGCUGGAGUUCGCAGCCAUCAUGGCGACAGGUGCCACAAAGGCCGGUGAGGCGGCGGCCCUCGCAAUGCGGAGGGUCAUGGAGCGGCACGGGCUGCGGCGCACCGCCAUUGUGCAGUGAGGGUAGAACAACUAUACUCUUGUACACAGAGAAGGAAGCUGAAGGUGCAAUUCUACCAUGUCAAAUACACUUGUCUGCUUAAGGUGCACACGGUUAUGGUCCUGUGGACGAUCCGGGAUCACCUUUCCUAGGUUAGUUUACAGCCAAACAAUGUAUAGUGAUGUGGAACAUCCAAACUGCGAGCAUGCUCUUCUUACAUAUGACUGGUAUGCUAUUGCUGAUACCCAGAACAA